AUGAGCUCAGCUACGCCUCCAUGUACUCCAGCCGAGAACGAGUACGGAGUGCUCCAUUCAAGAAAUAUAAAACAUGUCGAGUUUGGUCAAUUUACAAUCGACACAUGGUACGGUAACGGGGCGUAUUUCGCCAGUGCAAGGAACGGUCAGCUCGGAACAGAAACCACCUCAGUUCCUCGCAAAAAAGACGGCCUGCCGUCUGUAUCUGGGUUUUGGCUUGAUACUCUUUACGUUUGCGAUUUCUGCUUCAAGUAUACCUCGGACAAAAGCAAGUUGUCGCUCCAUAUGUCGAGCUGUCCGCUAAAUCAAGAAUUCCCGCCAAUAGGCACAUUAGUAUACGCAGAUGUGAAGGGUAAACGACUCAUAAAGAAGGUGCGAGGUUUCCGCCACGAACUAUUUUGUCAAAACUUAUCCCUUUUCGGAAAACUCUUCUUGGACGAUAAGUCUGUGUACUACAACGUCGAGUCCUACGACUUCUACAUUGUUUACGGCGCCAGCAAGAUGCACGCAGCCGAGAACAAGCUAGAUGACCGAACAGUCUAUCGCCCAAUGGGAUUUUUCAGCAAGGAAAUCACCGCAUGGGAGCCCGACAACAACCUAGCAUGCAUCUGCAUUUUUCCUCCAUACCAGCGUCUACAUCUUGGCUCUCUACUAAUAGAAUUUCUGUACGCAGCCGCGGAAGCUGCAGGACAACAACCCCUGGGUCCAGAGUUUCCACUCUCGCCCUACGGGAAACAAUUGUAUCUACGGUAUUGGGGUAAACGUAUUGCCUUUGAGCUCUUCAAUUCGUUUGAGAACUGUGAUCUAAUCACUCUUGGAGACCUAGCUGUUCUAACCGGCUUCCGCCGUGAAGAUCUUUUUUUUGCACUUGAACAUAUGGGGGUUCUUUACACAGCAGACACCUCUGGGUCGCCGCCGGCAGAAGCCGUUGGUGAACAGAACCCCACAGAUGAACCAGAGAAAGUUGCCAGCAGAUCCAAAGGCAAAUUUUUCUAUCUCCCCUUUUCGCGACUACAAAGACUCGAUAAUCGAGCCCUGAGAUCUAAGUCUUUGACUACGCCAGAGUUCACGUAUCGAAUUCUGCUUCGUGCUCUCAUGGACUGGUGCGAGAAAAAUAAAGUAAGCACUGAAAUACUUUCCACGAUGCUUGAUCCUUCGUGUCUUCUCGUUUGA
Molecule: messenger RNA, 1173 nt
Organism: Australozyma saopauloensis
Lineage: Eukaryota; Fungi; Ascomycota; Pichiomycetes; Serinales; Metschnikowiaceae
Gene: SAS2
Product: Sas2p
Exons: 1
Coding region: 1-1173 (390 amino acids)
Biological process (GO): positive regulation of transcription by RNA polymerase II; negative regulation of DNA-templated transcription
Cellular component (GO): chromatin; MSL complex
Molecular function (GO): transcription coregulator activity; histone H4K16 acetyltransferase activity
Source: RefSeq, a predicted model, not a curated record